This is a messenger RNA of Daktulosphaira vitifoliae (grape phylloxera), 481 nucleotides long. RefSeq lists its product as uncharacterized. Gene Ontology annotation, cellular component: nucleus; mitochondrial inner membrane. The annotation marks the transcript as partial. Gene Ontology annotation, biological process: apoptotic DNA fragmentation. NCBI's taxonomy places the organism in Eukaryota, Metazoa, Arthropoda, Insecta, Hemiptera, Phylloxeridae. The record is from RefSeq and is a predicted model, not a curated record. Gene Ontology annotation, molecular function: single-stranded DNA endonuclease activity; nucleic acid binding; RNA endonuclease activity. The transcript has a single exon.
UAUUUUGCUAAUGUGGCACCUCAAUGGCAGGUAUUCAAUGGAGCACUAUGGUCAAAUCUUGAAAAGAAAACAAGGGAAAAGUUGUCUCAUGAUAGCUCUAAAUAUGUGAUAAUUACAGGAACAUAUGGAGUUUGCACUUUAGAAGACAUAAAUGGAGUCCAGAAGCCCAUUCAUUUGCUACCACCUAAUAAGAUAACAGUACCCUUGUAUUAUUGGAAGUUGGUGCACAACCUUGAUACAGAAAGUGGUACUGUAUAUAUUGGGCUCAAUAAUCCGUACCAGAACAUCACUGAUGAUUUGUACAUUUGUCCAAAUACUUGUGUCGAAGGUUUGAAUAAAAGUAACGAUGACAACAAUGGACUAAUGUUUUGUUGUACUCAAGAAAAUUUCGAAAAAAUUUAUGGAAAAAUAGAUACAUCUUUUUAUACUGUAUAAAUGUAAAAAAGUUAAUUCUCAGUAAAAUAAAAUUCACUAACAUCAA